AUGGUGAAAUAUUUUUCUUUGAUUAUCGUCCUCGCCUCUUCUCUUCUUCUUGUCCUUCAAGACCUCGAACAAGUUCACGCCCUUGGGUGUUCUGGAAUAUUCUUAAACGGUAACAGCAGCUACUUUCAGAAUCGUCAAAGUCUCUUCUCUACUCUUGCUUCAAAAGUAGUCGCCAACGGUGGAUUCUACAACGCCUCACUCGGCAAGAAUCCCAACAGAGUUCACGCUCUUGUCCUCUGCGCAAGAGGCUAUGAGCAACAAGCUUGUAUCAGUUGUGUCGAAAAAGUGACUCAAGAGAUACAAACGAGUUGCCCGAACCGAAUGAAUUCGUUCCAUUGGGACAAUGGCGAUGGAGACCAUGUUUCUUGUCUUGUACGUACCUCAAACCAGUCAACUUUCAAGAACUUCCAGCUUGUACCUGCUGCCAUAUACCCAAGUCCACUUACUAUCGAGCCAUCCAAGGACAUGACCCUUUUCAGUAAACAGUGGGAAGCAACGGUUAACCGGACAGUCCAGGCUGCCACGGAAGCUAAAAAUAUAUCCGUACUUCAGUACUAUAGUGCUGUAGAAGCCGAGUUCACGGAGUUUCCAAAUGUAUACAUGCUGAUGCAAUGCACGCCUGACAUAACUUCUCAAGACUGCAAGAUAUGUUUGGAAAAAAGCGGGACAUAUUUUAAAAAACAGUUUUGGGGAAGACAAGGCGGCGAGGUUAGUCGUCCGAGCGGUGUUUUCAGGUGGGAUCUAUAUGCUUUCCAUGGUGCUUUUGAUAAUAUAACAAGAGUUCCUGUACUUCCUGGAGGUCAAGGUCAGGCUCAGCCACCUUCAAAGGACAGUUCUAUAAAAGGCAAUAAAGAAAGAAGCAUUGGGAAUGGUGGAAUUAUCUCGAUAGUUGUUCCUGCUUUGAUUAACAUUUUAGUGUUUAUUGGACUCAUCAAACUCUAUACUCGGAGGAGACAAUUCAAAAACAAAAAUGUUGGUACUGCAGAGUACUCUGAUGGUCAACUUAUGUUACGGUUUGAUCUGGGAAUGAUCUUAAUGGCAACCAAUGACUUCUCGUCUGAUAAUACGCUUGGCCAAGGUGGAUUUGGUACGGUCUAUAAGGGGAUAUUGCCAAAUGGCCAAGAGAUAGCUGUGAAGAGAUUAACAAAAGGUUCAGGGCAAGGAGACAUGGAGUUUAAGAAUGAGGUUUCACUCUUGACAAGACUCCAACAUAGGAAUCUGGUUAAGCUUCUUGGGUUCUGUAAUGAAGGGGACGAGGAGGUUCUUGUCUAUGAGUUUGUCCCCAACUCAAGUCUUGAUCACUUUAUCUUUGAUGAAGAGAAGCGUUCGUUUCUUACAUGGGAGGUGAGGUGCAAAAUUAUAGAAGGCAUUGCUAGAGGCUUUCUUUAUCUCCAUGAAGACUCUCAGCUGAAGAUUAUUCAUAGAGACUUGAAGGCAAGCAACAUCCUUUUAGAUGCUGAGAUGAACCCUAAAGUUGCAGACUUUGGGACAGCUAGAUUGUUCAACACUGACGAGACUCGAGCUGAAACAAGACGAAUAGCUGGUACCCGUGGAUAUAUGGCUCCUGAAUACGUUAAUCAUGGGCAAAUCUCAGCUAAAUCUGAUGUAUAUAGCUUUGGUGUUAUGCUUCUAGAGAUAAUAAGUGGUGAAAGAAACAAGAGCUUUGAAGGAGAAGGAAUUGCAGCUUUUGCAUGGAAGAGAUGGGUUGAAGGAAGGCCUGAAAUCAUAAUUGAUCCUUUCUUGGUAGAGAAUCCGAGUAACGAGAUCAUUAAGUUGAUCCAGAUUGGUUUAUUGUGUGUCCAAGAAAAUGCAUCAAAGAGACCAACAAUGAGCUCUGUAAUAGUUUGGCUUGGCAGUGAGACAAUUAAAGUUCCUUUACCUAAGGCUCCUGCUUUCACAAGUAAACAAUCCCAAUCUGAAGAUGGGAUAAUGUCAAUCAGCAAUGUCUGCACGGAGUUGAGUUCUCGUUGA
Messenger RNA from Brassica oleracea var. oleracea, 1971 nucleotides. Its product is annotated as putative cysteine-rich receptor-like protein kinase 39. Gene Ontology annotation, molecular function: protein kinase activity; ATP binding. Bases 1 to 1971 code for a protein of 656 amino acids. The record is from RefSeq and is a predicted model, not a curated record. Gene Ontology annotation, biological process: protein phosphorylation. The transcript is spliced from 7 exons. NCBI's taxonomy places the organism in Eukaryota, Viridiplantae, Streptophyta, Magnoliopsida, Brassicales, Brassicaceae.